Solanum lycopersicum (tomato) is the source of this 3349-nucleotide messenger RNA. Its product is annotated as disease resistance protein RUN1. Lineage: Eukaryota; Viridiplantae; Streptophyta; Magnoliopsida; Solanales; Solanaceae. Gene Ontology annotation, molecular function: ADP binding; ATP hydrolysis activity. The record is from RefSeq and is a predicted model, not a curated record. Gene Ontology annotation, biological process: defense response; signal transduction.
UUCUUACUUGCAUAAGUUAAAUCUAAUAUUAUAUUGAGCUUUAUUGAUUUCAUUCAUGAAUACUCAACGGGAUUCAUCUUCCCACUUGUCUUAUGAUGUUUUCAGAGGUGAAGAUACUCGCAAAAACUUCACGAGUCAUCUUUAUUUUCGAUUAUGUCAAGUUGGAGUGAAUACUUACAUAGAUGAUGAGGAAUUGAGAAAGGGAGACGUCAUUUCAAACGAACUUGACAAAGCAAUUGAACAAUCUAGAAUUUCCAUUGUUGUUUUCUCAAAAAAUUAUGCUUCGUCUAGUUGGUGUCUUGAUGAACUUGUAAAAAUUCUCGAAUGCAGAGCGAAGUUAAAUCAGGUCGUUUUGCCUAUUUUCUAUGACGUUGAUCCUUCUCAAGUGCGAAAGCAAUCUGGAUCCUUUGGAGAAGCUUUCGCAAAACAAAAGCAACGAUUAUUUGGAGCUGAAAUAAUGGAAAAGUGGAAAGCAGCACUCACUGAAGCUGCAAAUUUAUCUGGAUGGGAUUUGCGAAAUAUUGCUGAUGGGCAUGAAUCAAAAUUUAUUGAAAGUAUUAUAAAACAAGUUCUUCAAGAGGUCAACCAGACACCUCUAGAUGUUGCUCAUUACCCAAUUGGAUUAGAUUCUUCUAUCCAACAUCUAGAGUUGUUACUUCAAAGUGGAUGUGAGCAUGAAGUUCGUAUGGUCGGUAUAUGUGGCGUUGGUGGUAUUGGAAAAACAACUCUGGCAAAAGCCAUCUACAAUCGAAUAUUUCAGCAGUUUGAUGGUAGUUGCUUCCUCUCAGACGUUAGAUCAAAAACUGAAGAAUUUGGUCUAGUCAAACUUCAAGAGAAACUACUUAAUCAAAUCCUCAAAAGUAAGGAAUUUGAAGUUGAUAGUGUUGCUGAAGGUGUUAAUCUCAUCAAAGCGAGACUUGGGUCUCAGAAGGUUCUAAUUGUUCUUGAUGACGUAGAUCAUAGAAGCCAAUUAGAAUCGUUAGCAAGAGAAAAAAGUUGGUUUGGCUCUGGUAGUGCAAUAAUUAUUACAACCCGAGACGAGCAUUUGCUGUAUGGGCUUGGAACAAGUGAGAUAUACCAGGCCAAACUUUUAACUGACAACGAAGCUCAACAACUUUUUUCGCGUCAUGCUUUCAACAGUUUGUCUCCACCACAAGAAUACGAUGAGCUGGCACAAGACGUAAUACAGUAUUCAGGUGGGUUACCAUUAGCUCUUGUGACAUUAGGGUCACAUUUCCAAGGGAGAUCCAUAGAGGAAUGGAGACACGAGUUCAAAAAACUAAGAGCAAUUCCUCAUUGUGAUAUUCAAAAGAUUCUCAAAAUAAGCUUUGAUGGACUUGAUGACAAUACUCAGAGUGUUUUCCUUGAUAUAACAUGCGCCUUCCAUGGAUGUUACGAGGAUGAAGUGACCAAAACAUUGAAUGCGUGUGGUUUUUAUACUGAAAGUGCAAUUUCGACCUUAGUCCAAAGGAACUUGCUCCAAAGGGAUUGCCGUUAUUUGGUGAUGCAUGAUCUAGUGCGGGAUAUGGGAAGAGAAAUCGUUCGAUUGGAAUCACCUCGAGACUCAGGAAAACGGAGUAGAUUGUUCAACCCUCAAGAAGUCCGUGAUGUUCUACAAGGAAAUAAAGGUUCUGAAAAUGUAGAAGUACUGGUGGUAGAACGACGGGCAUUAAAGGGUGUGAAGCUGAGCAUCAAAGCAUUUCAGAAAAUGAUAAAUCUUAGGGUGCUUAAAAUCGACGACUUAUAUAUUAGUGGAGAUUUUGAGCUAUUAUCCAAGGAGCUCAGAUGGUUGUCUUGGAAAGGAUGUCCUUUAAAAUACAUACCAUCAAAUUUUCCAGCUGAAAAGCUUGUAGUUCUGAAUAUGGAAGGGAGCGAUGUCCAAGACUUUGGUUUGAAUUUGCAGUGUUGUAGAAGUUUGAAGGAGCUGAAUCUCUCUGAUUGCAAGCGCCUCAGAAGUACUCCAAACUUCAGCGGUUCUAGAAGUCUCAAGAUUUUGUCGUUUGAGAAUUGCUCAAGUCUAAAGGAGAUCCAUCCAUCAAUAGGAAAUUUGGAAAGUCUAAUUGAACUUCAAUUGAGUGGUUGCAAAAAGAUUACGGAUCUUCCGAGCAGCAUAUGCCAGCUAAAAUCCCUUGAAUACUUGUGCAUUAAUGACUGCUUAUCUUUACAAACACUUCCAGUUGACAUUGGAGAUAUGCAAAACCUAGUAAUUCUUCAUGCAUGGUGUACAGGGAUAAAACAAUUGCCAGUAUCUGUUGAAAUGCUAAGAAAUCUUGAACAUUUGCAAAUGGGAAGUCGAAAUUUAGAGGCCAAAAGGAGUUUUUCUCGAAGAAGAAGAAGAGUCCGCCGCAUAGAAUCCUUGCCAAUUUUUAUUUUUCAUUUAAGCCUUCCAUAUUUUGGUUUCUCCGAGCAUGAUAUUCCUAGAGAUAUUGGAAGAUUAUCCAACUUACGUUAUUUAGAUUUGAGGGGCAACAAUUUCCUCUAUCUACCCUUUGAUUUUUCCAAAUUACCGUUGUUGAUUUCCUUGUUUUUGAAUGAUUGUAAGCAUCUUCAAACACUCCCAUCACUAUCAAAUUUAGACUACCUUGAAAAUCUUUAUCUUAGUAAUUGCCAAAAACUGGUCAAGAUUACAGGGUUGGACUACCUCCCGUCAAUAAAGAAGAUCAACAUGAUUGAUUGUACUUCCCUGCAGAAUCAAUUCAAUGAAGGCUUCUUUAGUGCCAUUGCUCUAUCAAUUCCGUCUAUAAAAUAUGCAGAUAUUAAGCUGCAGUUACAAAUUUAUGUCGAAAGCAAUGAGAUUCCAGAUUGGUGCAACAAUAAAGUAACAGCUUCAUCUAUUUGUUUGACUAUGCCCACAGUACAGAAUAAUGAGUAUAACUUCUUCGGAAUGGUUCUCUGGUUUGUUUCCCACUUUUGCAAUGUAACCACCCGUCUUCAAAAGUUUGAUGUUACUAUUGACGAGCCUUCAGGUUUUUUCUGGAAUUGGAGUUUCUAUGUACCUGAGAGUCAGGGAGAAGUAUCAUGUGUAUAUUACUUCUCUUUCUCAAAUGGUAGACCUUUUAAUGACCUGGACAUCAUCAAAGGCGGGGAACAGCUACGAGUAGAGGAUGGCAGUGACGGAGGCAUAAUAAAGAAGAUAGGAGUACAUCUGUUAUAUUUAGAUCAACAUGGUAAUGUUACUUCUUUCCCGGCAGUUGUGGAUGAUUCUUAUACUCCCAAGUCCCAACCCACAAAGAUCGAUCUUUGAUUUGGGCUGAUAUAAAUUUUUAAGCUGACAAAAUGUUGACAAGCAAACUACAUAUUAUAAUUUUCAGCGCCUCAUACUAUAUCAAUCAUGAAAUUUUCAGUGAAA